Molecule: messenger RNA, 9849 nt
Organism: Pseudomyrmex gracilis
Lineage: Eukaryota; Metazoa; Arthropoda; Insecta; Hymenoptera; Formicidae
Product: MATH and LRR domain-containing protein PFE0570w-like
Exons: 5
Coding region: 1634-8416 (2260 amino acids)
Source: RefSeq, a predicted model, not a curated record
AACGUGUAAAGAAAAAACUUUAGAAAAAGAAUUAGAAAACGUUCUAUUCUGCGGAAGCUAUUCUUUGCACUCGGACUUUUUAUCUUCAUUUUUUGUGUAAGCAUUUUAAUGUCGAGUUCACUGAUUCUCAUUGAUCUUAUUUUUGUUACAGACUGUUUGUUGUAAAAUCUUCAUAAAUUCAAUAGAUAAAUAAACAUUUAUACACACGAGUAGAGAAAACGCGUGAACACACAUUUUAUAUCUUAUUUGAGCUCUUUUUUUUUUUUUCAACGAUUAAUCUCGUUUGGUGCCACUUUAAAUCAGAAAAUAUAUUAUCAAUUCGUUAGCUAAAAAGUUUUAAUUGCACUUUCGCAAAUCAACUAAAUAAAACAUCUUGAUUGUAUUAAUAAAAAUUAUUGUGAUCAAGAAUCACUGCGCCUAAUGCGUUUCACAUAUUUGCUACUUAAUUGUAAAUUAUUUCGUUCUAACGUUGACUUUUCUGCGCAGUUGUCGUCGAAUCAUCAAUCUAAUGUCAGUUUACUGACAUAAUUCUACUAAAAACCUUAAAAAGAGAAGAUAUUUUAUCUUCACUGAACGGCGAUCUAUUUUGAAAUAGAUUUUCCAAAUUUCAAAAUUUCUUUUCUAACUGUAUAAAAACCGCUCUCGAUUAGUUUUUUUUUUUUCAGAUCAGUUACUAAUCAGACACUGUGCUAAUCAAUUCAAGACAUUCAUAUAACAAUAAUAUAUCGUAAGACUGCGUGAAUAUAUACAAACAUUCUGAAAGUCAUCGAAAUAAACAUCCGCGAGAAGAAACAAUGAUCCUUUCAUGCGCUUAAGCGCUGUAAACAAAAUAUUACGAGGACGUUCGAGUUACAACACACUCACUAAGUUACGUCUGGCAACAUAAUCCGAGGAAUGCAUAGAGAUGGAGAAAAGAGGAGGGAGAGGGUUUCAUCUUCAUAUAAAGGUGUAAAGUAAGCUUACUCCGGUUCAUAUUGUCAGUGACCGUCAAGGGUGGUCAAAGACCGAUCGUGCGCAGUGAAAGAAAAGAGAACGGAACAAAUUAGAAAAAAAGUUUUCUCUAGCAAUUUGUUUCUAUUUUUUAUACAUGACGUAUAUACAUAUUUACACGCAUAUUAACUUUUUUCACGCACGCACAAAGAAUAUAUAUUCGAAAAAUAUUCCUCGCACAACGUAGCGUAACGUAACGCCUACAAAAGAUGAGAAAGAAUCGAAUUCUUGUUCUUCUAGAUCUUAUUUACAAUCGUCCCUUUAUUUUAUUACUUUUUGGAUUCCUUCUCUUCGGCCUUCCUGUAUUUUAGUAGAACCCAACUCCAAGAGUUGGGUCACAAGAGUUAUAAAAUCUGGAAGGUUUCAGGACCGCAGUGAAAAUUCAUCUCAGUCAACGAUUGUGAUUCUAUUCAUUUAGACGCUCUCGAUUCAUCUUUUCUGUUAUAAAUAAAUGGCAUUUAAUGGUAAAUUAUAGUGGGCGUCACAAACAAGUGUCAACUCUUUAAGCGCUUGCUGAUCGUGAUUUUAACAUCAGUGACAUGAUCUCUGGACCUCUCUUAACAACAAAGCAAACUUAAAACACUUCGUGCCGCAAUAUAUCAUCGAUUUCAAGAGGAAAACCAUUAGAUUCGCCAAGACGCUGAUGAUUGAAUUGGCGGAAGAAAUGGACUCGAUAAGCGAAGACACUUUGAUCGCGAGAAUCUUAUCUCAGGACGUGAGUCAACAUUCAGUUCCGUUUUGUGAAGAGAAGCACCGAGAUGGAGAGCAACAGACGAGAGAAAAAAUACAGAUUCGUGGAGUUACCGAUGAUAACAUCGUAAAUUUGGGUAACACGUUCAAUGCUUCUCAAGUUAUCGCGAAUCGCGGUAGAACACGUAACAAUAGCAACGAUCAUCAGAAGACUGAAACUCAAGAAUGUAGCUCGUCAUCAGAAAAAACGCUACGCAGUUCUCGUAACGUAGAAGGUGAGGAACCGAUAAGAUCGACUUCUUAUGUAACAGAUACAUGCGCGGAAAGUUGUUUAGAAUUGUUAAAUGAGAAGGUAGGCGAAAAUAUAACAAUGAUCAUGUCGCAUAAAAUAAAACUAAAUUUACGAUCUAUGGAUAAGGAAAGAAUUAAUCAAGACAAAAAUGUAUCUUUACCAAAUGAAAAAAACAAUCUUAAAAUAAUAUUAAAACGAAUACUAGAAUGUCCAGAUAACAAUCGUCAAUCAAAAAAAACGAAAAGAGACAAAAGUUAUGCGUCGUUCAAUGACAGUAAUGUGGAACCGUUUUCCGAGAACAAAGAAGACAGUAAUAAAGAGGAAACGCAAAAUUGUCAAGCUCAAAAUUGGCGAGUAAUAAAGAAAAAACGCAAAAUUGACAAGCUCUCAUCUAGCGUUUCUCAAAAGAGUGUGGCGAGUACAAUUCCAGCAGCAGCAGCAGCAAAAACCUUAGAGAAUUCUUUGGCGCAUUAUGCUGCAGAUAAUAGUGACAUAGAUAGUACACUAAGUACUGUGGAAGGUAGCGAAGAAACGUCAUUGUUUAUGAAUAAGUCGAUAAUAGAAGAAAAUAUAAGAAACAAAAAUAAGAAAAUAGAUAUUUUUGUAAACGAAGCAGAUCAGAGACACGUGAUACAAAGUUCGCAGAAACAACAAGAGAAUCAAGAACCAUUUAUCGUGGAACACGCUGAUUCAACAAACAACGUGGAGAAGCAAGAUAAUGAAGAAAUAUCAUCAUCAUUUUCAGAAAUGAUACAUGUAGAAGAGAAUGCAAAAAUUAAACAAAACGAAAUUAUUGAAAUUAAUUUUUUAAACGAAAACUCUCGAAGUCAAAAGUCAAGCUCAAAAUCGUCAAAUAUAUCCACAACAGAGUCUUCGUUUGAUGUUCAAGAUAAUGAUCUUAAUAGUUGUGAUAAAUCACAAAUCCAUGAAACAUUGUCAUGUAACAAUACUUUAACAAAAGAUGUGAUGAAAACUGUAAUAGGCGAUCGCUUGCCAACAACAACAAUAUCUCUUUCCAAAUCGAUCUUCCCCGAAAAAUGUUCUUCCCAAAAUAAAUGUGUCGACAACGAAAUAUCCUCCGUAGCGAUAGCAGAUUUGCCAUCAGAUAAUUGUGUUAACGAAUCACCGACCACUGGUGACGGUAAUACUGAAUUAGAGUUACAAAUAAGACCCAAGACGCAUUCUGAAGCGAUUCAGACAUUCUCUGUGAAAGCAUCUUUGGAUUCAUUGAAUACAUGUUUGGACAAAUAUAAGGGCAAUCCUGAGGCUCUUUUAAAACUUUUAAAGUGCAACUCAAUUACAAGUGCGGAACAAUCUGAAAAGCAACAAGACACGCAAAUCACAAGUGAAAAUAGUUCUGAAUCAAUUAAUAAGUGCAAAACAUCCGAUCCGAAGCAACAAUCGGCAGAGAAUCGUCCGAAUGGCAACGAGAAUACAACAGACGAACAGACACUCAAAACAAAGAGUUACGGGAAUAUAAAAGUCCGAUCUUGGGAAGAGCUCAGCUCUCCAAUAUUAUCUUCUACCUCACAAAUAGAAUCUAAUAUAUUUAAUUUAAGAUCCAACUCGCAGGUGCCGAGCCAAGUUACCAACCAAGGUCCGUCGUGUACAGAAUACGAUGGUAUAAUUCCAUGUACUUUACAUUGCAUUAAAAAAAAGUUCGUAGAAGUCAGAAGUGCAAUACAAAAUAUCAUGAUUAGCUUACAUUGUAUUCGCUCCGUUACAUGUCCCACAAUGCAAUAUAGCAUUCUUUCUAAGCAACAAGUGCAAGAGAUGAAAGAUAAUAUGGCGAAAUUAAAUACAAAUAUAAGUAAAUUGAGAAAGUUGCUACACGUAAGAAGUAAUGAGGAUGCAAUUAAGUUUUUUAACGAUUGUACAGGUUUGUCGUAUCUAACGGCCGAGAAAUACAUCGGAUUAGCCAAUUUGAUAGAUGACUACUCUCAGUUCUACAAGUUAGCUAGAGGAACUUAUCUUAAUAUAUCACAUCUUACCAAUAACACUUCUCAUAAUUUUAAUUCUACAUGUAAUAAGACGCAAAUGAGUUCGCAAAGUGCACUCUCAUCUUCAUACGUGUCACCUUCAGACCCUACGAGAACAUCAAAUCACGAUAGAUCACAAUCUUCGACACUGUCAAAUGCCUUUCCGACGAACUCGAAUAUCAGCUACCAACAAUUUUCAACAAAUACCAGAUAUCCAAACCAACAUGCGUCAAGUAGUUAUCAACAACAACAACAACAACAACUUGCAAAUAAUAUUCUACCUUCGUCAUACCUGAACAAAAUAACAUCGCCUUUAGGUGCUCAAAAUGCAAAUCAUGUUUCAUCUCCGCCAUAUUCAGACGGAGUGACAUCGACAUCAAGUGUUCAACGCACGAAUAAUGUUCCACCUUCGUCGUACCCAAACAGGGUAAUAUCGGUGUCAUUUGCUCAACAGGCUCCUAUAAAUUUGAAUAACGUCACGUACACAACGAGUGCGUUUGGAUCGAAUAAUAUUAAUGUGUCUGGAUCCGCAUGUCAAACAAAUGCUUCCUUAAAUAGGGGGAUGCCUCAAACCACAUCGUCUCAAAUCGUACAGCCAGAUAUGCCUGUUGUGAUUCUUCCGACAACGCAGCAAACUGUGCCGCAGCAAAAUGUGGCAAACAUAUCUAUGAAAUAUUUUGUCUUAGCAAACAAACAACAAAACUCAGCAAAUUUAAAUAUUCAGCAGCACAGUUUCGCAAAUCCGUCUGUGCCGCAGCAACAACCAACAAAUUCGUCUAUGUACCAACGAAAUCUGGCCAAUUCGUCUGUGCAGCAUCAGAUUUUAACAAAUCCGUCUUUGCAACAACGAAAUGUAGUACUAAACCCAUCUAUGCAGUAUCAAACCUCAUCGAAUCUUUCUGUACAACAUACACAACAAGAAAGUCACUUAACAAACGCACACGUGCAGCAACUACAGUUACCGAAUUUGUCUGAGUAUCGGCAAAAUCUAGUCAAUUCGUCUAAGCGGCCUCAAACUUUCGCUAAUCUUCCUACGCAGAAAAACGAUGCGGCAAGUUCGCUCAUGCGGAUGCAACAUUUAGCGAACAUAGCUACGUAUAAACAAAACACAGCAAAUCCGUCUGUACUGAGGCAACUUUUAUCAGCAAAUCAAUUGAUAUCGCAGCAAAAUUCACGACAAAACUUGUGCCAUGCGAAUUGCGCGGAAUGUUUGCAAAUUGUAUCGAACAAUUUGCAAAACAUUAGGAAAAAUCAAAACUCCGCACACGUACAUACAUCGACAGGUCGAAGCGAUACGAUCGCUGUAUCGAACAAUUUGCGAAACAUUAGGAAAAAUCAAAACUCCGCACACGUACAUACAUCGACAGGUCGAAGCGAUACGAUAAAUAAUUCAAUGACAAACGCUCCAAACUCCGUGUUUAACAGUACGGUAGAAAUUUCAAAACUUCAGAAUAACAAUAAUACAACAAAUAAAACACGAAAUCAACAAGAUGUGUAUCAAGAAUUUACAAACGCACAACAUUUAUCGCAAGAGUCAUCUACACCAAUCGCGCCACAAACUUCCACGUCGCAUAAUUCAAGACACUUACAAGAUACAACAUGUGAUACACUUUCAGGGAAAGAUCCAAAUAUUACAUUAGAAGAACUUAUUACCUCUAAUAAAUUUUACUUAGAUUUAGACUUUUUAACGGAUAAUGAAAAAUUUGUAUUGUGCAAACAGUUAGGGUCGUAUUGCAAAAUACUUAUGUGGAUACGUAAAAAUGCGUCAAGGAACAUUCCUGAAAAACUCGAGGAAACAAUACAAUGGUCAUUAUUUUUACACAAAUAUAUGCGCCACCGCACAAAUGAGAUUUUGAAAGACUUUUAUUCGGAUAAUCAGUUAGAAAUCUCGCAAGAUAAUUCGACGUCGAUAACGGAGACAAUAUCCGAAGAAAAUAUAGAAGUCUCGACCACGAAACAGCUAUCGGAAACACGCUCAAACGUGCCGGAAGAAGACGAUUCAAUCACAAAUACGUCUUGCAACGAGUCAGGAGCUGAAAAAACGAAAGCUCUUGAUAUGCCAGAAAUUGACAAAGACUUAAACGAGAAUCCAGAAACAGCAAAUAGUAAUGUAAAUAAGAUAGAAAACAUGUGUAAAACAUCGAAGAACGUAGUAAUAAACAUAGAAAAUAAAGAUAACGCACAUUCCUCGUGUAACAACGAAGAUCAAAUUGAGAAAGUAGAUAAUGUUCUCAACGAUGUUCAGAUAACGCACAAUAAUAAUAAUGAAGAAAACAACCAAUUUAAACCUAGAAGCCAAAGUAUCAUAUCGUACGCGCCUCGUAGUUCGACGCCAAUUGCAUCGUCGAAUAAUUUGAAAUUGCCUUCGUUGAACGAAUGCAAAUGCACCAGAAUAUCUCAGACUUGCGUACACUGUAAACAUAUAGUCGAGAUAAUGGGAUUGCAUUUUGAUACGGAAGAAGAUAAUAACGAAAAAGCGUUAGCGGUUGCCAGUUUCCACGAUACCUCUGAUGAAGGAUGUGACUUCGAUCCGGAGAGAUUGGUGAUCGACGAACAGGAUAGCACGAUCACAUGUAACGAGGAAGAUAAUCAUUUAUCAGAUGCGACAUUAUCCCAAUCACGUGUCUUGGAAAACGAUGCGGAAGCAGAUUCGUGUCAAACUACUGCAAAUGAAGCGCAAGAUACAUCAAAUAUUAAUCAAAAAAGUUCGAUACAGUCGGCCGAUACCGACGUGAUCUCAACAGAAGAUGCGAUGAGGAAAAAGGAGAACGUGGACACUCACAGUGGUGUUAAGACUAUUAACAAAAUAUUUGAACGCGUGACCGUGUACAAACGCUACGCAAGUCCGCGAAUUCCCGCGCGUAAGUUAAGAGUCCAGCUCGAAUCCACGAACGUAAAAAGAUACGCUUCCAACGAAGACGAUAGUCUUAGCAGCGAAUGUGCUUCUAACACUGAUUGUAAUACUGCAAUAUUACAAUCCCUAUCUGAUACAGAUAAUCACGAUAAAGAAGACAGCAAAGAUAAUUGCGAAGCAUUCGUUGAAAAGUCGGAUGACAAAACGUGGACUAUUACUAAAGAAGAUAACGACAAAUUAACAACAAAGAACGACACGCACACACCCUAUUUCAAUGAUUACGAGAUGAUCUCUGAUUACGAGGAGGACGCGGUCGUCGUGAAAACUGAAGACGAUGUCACAUUACAAUCUCCAGAUACGAAUGUGAAAGAAGAUACUGAAGAUGCUCUUGACAACGAAUCUGUUCCUAAAAUCGAAAAAAUUAUGACACCGCAACCACCAGUUGCAGAAGAGAAUCAAAAUAAGGAAGAGUACAAGGAUAACUGUAAAGUAUCGAGUGAAGAAUCGAAUGAUGAAGCAUCAAACAAUAUUAAUAAGAAAGAGAAAUAUGAAUCAACUAAAAUUAACUUGCACACAAAUUACAUUACUGAUAACGAGGAAAUUUCUCAUAUUACCGAACACAGGGUUCUUUCUCCUAAGACUGAAGACGAUAUUGAAUUAGAAUUUUCUGAGGAUGCAAUUAUGAAAGAAGAUAUACUCGUCGAAGACGAAUUGAAAAAUGAAAAUGUUCCUGGAGCUGAAAAUGCUCCUGACAAAUAUGUACCUAAUACUGAAGAAAAUGUGACUUUGCAACCUUCAUUUACUGCAGAGAAACAAAUUGAGGAAGAGUGCAGAUAUAACUGCGAACCAUCUGUUGAAGAGUCAGAUGGUGAUAUUAGUAAGAAAGAUAGUGACAAAUUAGUAACGACAAAUGAAAAUCGCACGUCAUGUUCUAAUGAGACAAACGCUGAAGAAGAUGUGACGCUGCUAGAGGAAUUUCAAUUCGAUGAAAAUAAUAUUCUCAGUCCCGAGACAACUUAUCAAAUCGAAGACGCUUUUAACAACAAAUUGGUUAUUGACACCGAGCUUGGUGCAACAUUGCAACUUCGAAUUAGUACGGAGGAUCGAAAUAAAGAAGAGCACAAUAAUGAUGACCAUGACGUAUCGAGUAAUGAACUUUCAAAUAAUUCCGAGGAGAAUAUUAUGAUUUCCGAAUCAGACGUGAGAAAACUUUCGUGCGAUUCUGAACAAAAUGAUGAGGUAGAAAUCUUACCGACUAUUCUCCAAGUACAAAGCAUAUCUGAAUCGAUGUUUAAUGAAAUAGAUAAUAUUAUUUGCGAUAUUGAAAUUGCUCAAAAUAACGCGAAAAAAUUGGAUAGUAAGAAUGAGAUUUCUCAAGUUAACGUAGAAGAAGUCGAUGUGGAAGAAGAAAAUAAAACAGAUUUUUUUACGGGAGAUAAUAACAAUACAAAAAGUGACAACGAACACAUACCGUGCUUGCGUUGCAAACGCACAAGCACGGUAUAUUGCGAAGCGUGUCUGAGCGCUACUUAUUGUUCCAAGCGUUGCGCGAGUUUGCAUUGGAAGUCGAAACAUCAAAAACUAUGCACGCGCAAAUAUGAUCCGUUGUAAGCAAUAUUAUUUAUUGACUUGCACGACAGAUAAGACUAAUAUUUUAUUAACUAACUACGUUACGUUUUUUACAUUCUUUACUAUUUUUUAUAAACAACGAUAAAAAAACAACGAUAACGAAAAAAAAGAACGUGAUACACAUUGUGGUGCAUUGACACACGCGUUAUUUUUUUAUAGCAGUACUUUGCCAACGUGCCGCAGUAUACGUCAUUGAAUACGCGCAAAAAGACUAAAAAAAAAAAAACAUUAAAAACAGUUAAUUAUUAUUGCUAUCAAUAAUAAUCUCUUUUUCUCUCAUUCUCAUGAUUUCUUCUUGCACAUAAACAACUGCGAUCAGGUGAAGAGAAUUCUAAUAAAAAUCAAAAUGUUUACGUAAUGUUUGCUCACUAACAAUAUGUUUAUUAAUAGUAUCCUAUAGAUGUUGGUAAUGUUCAUUCUAAUAGCCUCUCUUCAUUAAGUAUGUUUAAUGUAACACUGAUGCAUAGAUGUAAUUUUGUGUGACAUUCUGUGCAUGUGAUUCUAUAUACUUGUGGAAGUUGUGUGUUGAUGAUGUUAUUACGUAAGAUCUGAAUGAAAUUCCAAAGAUAGAUAAGAGAAAUAAGAUAGAUAAUAUGUUUUGGUUUUAUAACAUGAAAAAGUAGUUUUUAUGUUAUAAAGUUAUUUAUAGUACCUACGUUAUAUACACUAUUAUUUUUUCUACUUAUUAUUUUGUAUAUAAAUUGCCAUUUAGUUGUAAACAUUAUCACUUAUGUUGAGAAUUUUGUACUGUUAAAGAGAAUUUUGUCUGUUAGAAACAUUCUCUGAUAUUUCACUAGAUUAUGAAAAGUUACAAAACUUGUUUUUUUCUUAAAAAAAAAAAAACUAACCGUAUAUUAGAAUAUACGAUUGUAUUUUGCCUAUUAAGGUUUUAUUGUUAUAAGGCUUACAUGUAGUGAAGUCUUCCUGAUUUAUGACGAAAAUAUUUUUAUACGUGAUACUGUGAAUAUCAUUUUUAUAUUUUAAUAAAAAAAAAAACAUGUUUAGUUUGUUUUGUUUGUUAUUUUUUGUUUUAAACCUUUAUAGUGCAGCCACAUUUGUCUUCUAUGAUAAUUAUCAUGUCUACCUUCUCUGUGUAUGUAUGUUCUAUGGGUAUAAGGUACUUUCUAAUAUGUAAGACGAACAACUUUGCUAAAAUAUACAGGCUCCGCGCAAUUUUCAGAGUCCACUUUCUCAUACAGACGGAUUUAGAUUAACUUUGACGAUUCAGAUGGGCCGCAUAUAAGAGAUGACAAAUCGCAAAAUUAUGAUAAUCUCUUAUAUGUCGGUUUUACUUUGAACCGAUUGAAAAUUAAUUUAAUUAAUGUAUAGUGAAAAAUGUCUCACAAAACAAUUCAAUAUGAGUUAGAAUACAUACCAGUAGUGACCACUGUAUGUCAGUGGUUUAUUCUUACCAA